AUGAAACCCAUGGUACACAAGGCUAAGCACUGCCCCAAGGCCAAAACAUCCUCUUCUUUGAGAGUAAGCGCAUACACAAACGCCAUGAAAGAAUAUGAAAAUUUUGAGAACACAGCAUCUAAGGGUGGUAGACGCAAUAUUUCCACAAAGGAACAGAAACUGAAGAGUAUGACACGAAAAUGUUUCAAAGAGAAAAAGUUGAAUAAUGAAAAGGAGACGAGGGUCUACUUUUGUGGAACCAAAGACAAGACACUUCCUGGUAUGCCAACUGAUAAGUCAGCUGGUCAUUCUGUACUGGAAUUUUUCCGUGGAUGCAUCGUUGGGGCAAAGCAAGGAACUGAUGACAAUAACGGCACUGUCAUCACAAGUGCAAAUGACGAAUUCAUUGCUCUGCUACCGAGCAAACAAAACAGGGCCUCACUUUUCAACAAGGAAAAAACAAAACCCGUUUUUGCGACACUGCUAGGGAUGGACAAGCUCGGCACCAAACGUGGAUUUGACAAAACAGCAGUACAAAGUAGUGGGAAGUGCAUCUACAGUUGCAGUGGUCCCAAGUGUAUUAGGAACGCCAGGGGGAUAUAUGACAAGUCUAUUGCUUUAGACGAUGAAGUGCGGGAUGAGGUAUUCCGAAUCAUUACUCAAGCAGAGCAGGUCUUAAGUGGUAGUAUCAGCUCCAAAUAUGUGUAUUGUCACAAGACAAUGAAGAAGAAGUUGGGGGUACCAGGAUUCUGUGGUCGGUACAAGACUGGAGUAUUGGGAGAAACGACAAUCUUCCCUAACUUGGCGCUCGGAAGAAAUGUGUACCUUCCAGUACAUUGUGACAAGGAUUGCUUUUUGUCGGUGACUUCUGUAAGCGACUCUACAGAGUCAAGUGCUGGUGACAUACUAGCCUACUUUUGUUUUCCCUAUGCAGGAUUUGCAGUGGCGCUUAGGCAUGGUGACUGUUUAAUCUUUGAUCCCACUGAGCCACAUUGUAUUUUGUCCAAGGCAGUUUCACGAGACAUUUAUUGCACAUCUUUCUAUUGUAAGAGUGCUUUGAUUGGUGGCAAUGACAACUCAAAAAAGCUCACAGCGGAACAAAUGACAUUUGUAGAACAAGAAUACCCGUAA
Molecule: messenger RNA, 1110 nt
Organism: Cylindrotheca closterium
Lineage: Eukaryota; Bacillariophyta; Bacillariophyceae; Bacillariales; Bacillariaceae
Source: the annotation of a GenBank genome assembly